UUCCCUUUACAGCACAGUAAAGUAUCCUGAAGAAUGGGCUUGCGUCCAACAUAUCAAAAACUCACUGACGGCUGAGCUACAGUUUCUCCUAUCACACAAAGAAUAACAAAGAAUCAUGACAUUCAGCAGUACCCGAGGAGGAGUAAAAAAUGCUAGCUUUGAAGAAGUUCUUUUUUCUGGUUUUGCAGUGGAUGGUGGACUAUUUAUGCCUGAAAAAAUCCCUCAGAUUGAUAGUAAAACCUUACUAAGUUGGAGUAGUUUACCAUACAUAGAACUGGUAAAGGAGAUAUGUGCACUUUUCAUACCAGUGGAUGUGAUGCCACGACAGGACAUAAAUGAUGUGAUUAACACGGCCUUUAGUAGGUUCAGACACAAGGACAUUAUUAACUUGGCCCGCCUCAAAGACAAGCUGAAUAUUUUAGAACUAUGGCAUGGGAUGACAUAUGCCUUCAAAGACUUAGCUUUGAGCUGUGUAGGACAGUUUCUGCAAUACUUCCUGAACAAAAGAAACAAACAUGUGACUGUCUUAGUAGGCACCGCAGGAGAUACUGGCAGUGCAGCAAUUGAAAGUGUCCGUGGACUGAAGUGGAUCGAUAUUAUUGUGAUGUUACCCAAAGGACGCUGUACUCGCAUACAGGAACUACAGAUGACAACUGUGAUUGAAGACAAUGUCACUGUGUUUUCAGUUGAUGGAACAUCUGAUGAAAUAGAUGGAAUAAUCAGAAAACUGUUUGCUGACACUGCUUUUGCCAAGAAGCACAAUUUAAUGAGCUUGAAUUCAAUCAACUGGUGUCGGAUAAUGGUGCAGAUCGCACACUUCUUUUAUGCCUACUUUGUCUGUGCUACAUCCAAACUAGAAGACUCACUGGCAGUUGUGGAGGUAGUUGUACCAACGGGAGGAGCAGGAAACAUUACAGCUGGAUGCAUAGCACGUAAGAUGGGACUUCCAGUUCAGCUUGUUGCCGCAGUGAACGAGAAUGAUAUUUUACACAGGACUGUUCUGCAUGGUGACUUUUCACUGGCUGAGUCUGUUAAAGCAAGUCUGUCAUCUGCAAUGGACAUUCAGGAACCCUACAACCUGGAAAGAAUAUUCUGGCUAUUGUCUGGCAUGGAUAGUCCCCUAAUAAAAAAGAUGAUGGAAGAAUUUGAAAAAUCUAAGAGACUCCAACUUCCAGCAUACUUGCAUAAAAGUAUAAAAGAUAAUGUAACCUCAUGCACAGUGUCAGAUGCAGACGUUAUCCAUACAAUUAGACAUUGCUGGGAUGAGAACCACUAUCUGCUGUGUCCUCACACUGCUGUAGCAGUUACCUACCACUACAGACAAUCAGACAUCAUCAGCAAGAGCAUUGCUAGGUGCUGCUUAGCAACUGCUUCAGCAGUGAAGUUUCCUGAAGCAGUGCAGAAGGCUGGCCUUACUCCGGAAGUCACAACAGACAUCAAAAUGCUGGAAGAAAAGAGUACAAGAUUCGCAGUGAUGAAGAAAGAAGACGAGUGGGAACAGAUCCUGAGAGACACAGUAGAGGCCAUUGCUAUCAGAAGAGAAUCAUAGCUAAUAAACUCUAGUUCCAGCAACACUUUAAGCAAGGGUUGUUCUUUAAUUGGUAUGAUAUGCUGAAUAUAAAACCCCUUCUUACAGACAUAGCAAUUUAGAAUUGAGUUAUGGCAGAAGUUCUCCUUGCCCUUCUAUAGCUAAUUGCAGCCAGUGUAAGUUCACUCUGUUCUGAUCAUUGUUUGUUCGUUUUGUUUUUUCUUUUUUUGUUUUGUUUUCUAUAUCCCAGCUCGCCCACCAACUUUGAUUAACUCUAGUAUUCCAUUUACUGAUGCUUUUCUGUUCCUUUUUUCUACAUUAAAGUUUUUUAUCACCUGCAAUAAAUUAUGAAGAUGCA
Molecule: messenger RNA, 1886 nt
Organism: Protopterus annectens (West African lungfish)
Lineage: Eukaryota; Metazoa; Chordata; Ceratodontiformes; Protopteridae
Gene: THNSL2
Product: threonine synthase like 2
Exons: 9
Coding region: 116-1549 (477 amino acids)
Biological process (GO): dephosphorylation; 2-oxobutyrate biosynthetic process
Molecular function (GO): pyridoxal phosphate binding
Source: RefSeq, a predicted model, not a curated record